CCUCACAAAUUAGGGCUCAUGGACAAAUGGACAAAGGCUAUUGAUCCUAAAGCAACCAGAAGUGAAUCUUUACAGCAACAGAGGCUGAACAAGGAGCUGUGGAAAGAAAGAACACAUGAGGUGCACAAAUAUAUUGCAAGAUGGGUCUAUACUCAUGGAAUUUCAUUCAAUGCAUGUGACAAUGAUGAGUUCAAGCAGAUGUGUGAAGCCAUUGGCCAGUUUGGACCUGGACUUGAACCUCCAUGUCAGGAUUCUCUGCGAGAGAAAUUGCUGAAGAAGAAUAUGCAAGAACCAAGAGCUUGUUGCAAGAACGUGAAGCCGAGAAGAUGAAGAAUGGGUGCUCUAUUAUGACUGAUACAUGGACAGACAGGAAGAGGAGAAGCAUAAUGAACCUGUGCACCAAUUGUGCUGAUGGAACAAGCUUUAUCAGCUCAAUGGAGAUGUCAGAUGUGUCACACACAAGUGAAGUCAUCUUUGAACUAGUGGACAAAGCAAUUGAAGACAUUGGUCCAGAAAAUGUUGUGCAAGUAGUGACAGAUAAUGCCUCUAACAACAUGGGAGCAAAGAAGCUAUUGCUUGAGAAGAGACCACAAAUAUUUUGGACCUCUUGUGCAACUCACACAAUAAACCUGAUGCUGCAAGGAAUUGGCAAUUUGGCUCGGUUCAAGAAGGUGAUUGAGCAAGCAAAGGCAUUCACUAUAUUUGUCUACGGGCACACAAGAACAUUAGAAUGCAUGAGAUAUUUCACAGAGGGGAAAGAGAUAGUAAGGCCAGGAGUGACUAGGUUUGCUUCAACUUUUCUCACAUUGAAUAGCAUACUAGAGAAGAAGGACCAGCUAAGAAAGAUGGUGGUUCAUAAUAGGUGGGACUCACUGAGGGAUGUAAAAUCAAAGAAAGUAAA
Messenger RNA from Sorghum bicolor (sorghum), 901 nucleotides. RefSeq lists its product as uncharacterized. NCBI's taxonomy places the organism in Eukaryota, Viridiplantae, Streptophyta, Magnoliopsida, Poales, Poaceae. The transcript is spliced from 2 exons. The coding region runs from base 19 to 330 and encodes 103 amino acids. The record is from RefSeq and is a predicted model, not a curated record.